Messenger RNA from Cuscuta campestris, 1812 nucleotides. NCBI's taxonomy places the organism in Eukaryota, Viridiplantae, Streptophyta, Magnoliopsida, Solanales, Convolvulaceae. The record is from the annotation of a GenBank genome assembly.
GAAAAAGAAAGAAAAAACCAGCGGGGAGUUUGGCGAAGUGUGAAGGAAAGGAACCUGGUAAAACCAGCAAGAGAAGCAAGUAAAGCUUCCCUUUUAUUUACUCCAUUAUUUUUAUUUAUUUUUCCGAGUAAAUAAUAAUGUAUGAAAUGUGAACUCGAUUCUCAACGAAGAAGUCUUUCUGUUGAGGUGGGUCUGAUCAUAUCACAUUCCCGUGGGUUUCUGCUCUGCGGCGGUGGAACGGCGGAUUCCGUCGGUGCUCGAUCAGCCGUCUCUUUCCCAUGGCCAAACGCGGAUACAAAUUGCAGGAGUUUGUGGCACAUUCCGGGAAUGUGAACUGUUUAAGGUUUGGUAAGAAGACAUGUCGGCUGUUUGUUACGGGGGGCGAUGAUCAAAGUGUGAACCUUUGGUCAAUUGGCAAACCAACCUCCUCUUCGUCAACCUUCUCUGGCCACACAAGUCCAGUGGAAUCCGUAGCUUUUGAUUCUGCAGAAAUUUUUGUGGCUGCUGGAGCUUCAUCUGGUUUAAUAAAGAUGUGGGAUCUAGAGGAUACAAAAAUGAUUCGCACUCUCAGUGGACACAGAUCAUAUUGCACUGCUCUUGAAUUUCAUCCGUUUGGGGAAUUUUUUGCUUCCGGGUCUAUGGAUACCAACCUAAAGAUAUGGGAUGUAAGAAAGAAAGGAUGUAUACACACCUACAAAGGUCAUACACGAGGAAUCAGCACAAUAAGAUUCACUCCUGAUGGUCGAUGGGUAGUUUCUGGUGGAUUUGAUAACGUUGUUAAGGUAUGGGAUCUAACAGCUGGAAAGCUUUUACAUGAUUUCAAACAUGAAGGGCAUAUUCGAUCCAUAGAUUUCCAUCCCCUUGAGUUUCUUCUGGCAACAGGUUCAGCAGAUCGUACUAUAAAGUUUUGGGAUUUGGAAAAUUUUGAAAUGAUUGGAUCUGUGAGGCGUGAAGCUACAGGAGUACGUUCAAUGGCCUUUCACCCUGAUGGAACAACUUUAUUUUGUGGACUAGAUGAUAGUCUGAAGGUGUAUUCAUGGGAACCUGUACUUUGUCAUGAUUCUAUUGAUAUGGGAUGGUCAACGCUUGGUGAUCUUUGCAUUCAUGAUGGAAAACUUUUGGGUGGUACAUAUUACCAGAGCUCAGUAGGGCUUUGGGUAGCAGAUAUUUCGCUCAUUGAACCGUAUGGUUCUUCUAUGAAUGCCAAUCAGAAUAGCAACUUGGAGCAAAAACAUGAACAAAAGGAAAGUGCAGUGGAGAUAUUAGGGAGCAAUAGAAGUUCAAAUUCAAGUAUCCGUUGCUCAUCUCCCGAUAAUGAUUCCAAAGAUAUAAAGAAUAUAUAUGUCGAUCGUAAGUUAAUGAACAUUUUAAGCAAAUAUGAUUUGCAACCAUAAUUAGCUCUGCCAGUGGUGGAUUCUUGAACUGAUAAUAUAUGCCACUAUUAUGCAUUUAGAUGCCAAAUGCUGAAACUUAAGAGCCUGUAUAUUACAAUGUCUCUCAUUUGGUUUUUAUCUAAAAGCAGGAUUAGGACUAUGCAGAGAAUGCAAAAUGUGGAGGUUUACUCUUGAAAUAGAUAACCUUUUCUUUAACUUUGUAUCUUAAUUCUGUGAUUUUAUGGUGCAUUUUCCUAUCCUUAUUUUUAGUGAUGUGUUAUACUCCCUCCUUCCCCAAAAGAAAUUGGCACUUUGACUUCAUGGAGUUUUUGAAAAGUGCUGAAAUUUGAAAAGUGAGUGUUUGUAAUUAGUUUAGAAGAGCGAGAAGCUCAGGAUCGCUGUGAGCCACAUAUUUCUUAAAAAAAUCAGGGAAGUGUUA